This is a messenger RNA of Prunus avium (sweet cherry), 2318 nucleotides long. RefSeq lists its product as uncharacterized. Lineage: Eukaryota; Viridiplantae; Streptophyta; Magnoliopsida; Rosales; Rosaceae. The record is from RefSeq and is a predicted model, not a curated record.
CACAACACAAACAACAACAACAAAAAUUUCUUUUAUUUUCUGAUUUCUGAUCUUGUUUUGAGGUCUUGAGGGCUUAGCUUCCUCCCCCCAACACCACCACCCACCUCCUCACUUUUUGCCCCUCUCUUUCUCCUCAUACUCCAAACCCAGAAAAAGGUUUGCAGUAGCGCAAAAAACAGAGUUUUAAUUCAAAAGGAGGAGAGAGGGAUCUUUUUCCCAACCCCAUACCACUAUCCAAAAAACCAUAGAAUUUAGAAACCCAUUACCCAGAAGAAAAGGUUUUAAAUUAAAAAAAAAAGAAAUGAAAAGAAGGAUAGAGGGGUCGCCAUAAAAAAGUGCAGCACAAAAGAAAUUGUGAUAUUAUAUAAAGUAUGUCUGUCUGGGUGUGAUAUUGACCUCCUGGGCCAACCAGAAUCUGUCGUGGGUCUCUUAAUUAUUUGUGGCAAUGACACCCAACAACGGCAGCGUUUCGGUGCUACCCAGCCAGGGAAUGUUUCCGCUGGGAUCGAGCGGCAGCGGAGGAGGAGGUGGGUACGUGGUGGAGGGCAACGACUGUCUAAAGAAAGGUCCGUGGACGGCGGCGGAGGACCAGAUUUUAAUGGAGUAUGUGAGGAAACACGGAGAGGGCAAUUGGAACGAGGUGCAGAGGAACUCUGGCCUCAAUCGGUGUGGCAAGAGCGGCAGGCUUCGCUGGGCCAAUCAUCUCCGUCCCAACUUGAAGAAGGGCUCAUUCUCUCUUGAGGAACAGAGGCUCAUUCUUGAGCUGCACGCAAAGUAUGGCAACAAAUGGGCUCGCAUGGCUUCUCAGUUACCUGGGCGAACAGACAACGAAAUAAAGAACCACUGGAACACAAGGGUGAAGAGGAGGAAACGGCAAGGCCUACCGCUAUAUCCCCAUGACAUUAAACAAUCCCAACAAUCCCAUUUCCAUUCCCAAACAAUCCCAAGUCUUACCCCACUCACAACCAUAAUCCAAAACCCUUUCCAACCCAUCACCGAUGGCUCAACCCCAACUUUUUCCUUCCAUACCCAAAGCCAAACCCAAGCCCAUCAUUUGCCCCCACUCUCCCCCACUCCACCAUCUCUCUCUCCCCUCUCCUCCCCACACCGGCCCAAGCCCACUGCUCUCACUCCCUUCCCUCAUUUUGAUCCCAUAAACUCCCCCUCCUCUUCCUCCUUCUCCUCCUCCACACCCUCCUUCACCUUCCACCGUCCAGCUCCAAUCCUCGGAGCCCCGUUGCGCCACAAAAUGUUCCGGGACUCCAUAGGAUUCUCCCCACCACUCUCCCCAAACCCGGAAAGAAAUACUUCCAUGUUCCGUACCAGCUCAAUGCCUGACAUUGCCUCAUUUCAAUUGACAGGCUCCGACUCAAUGCCUGAUAUGGCCUCCUUUCAGAUGACAAGCACCAACUCGAUGUCUGACAUUGCCUGCUUUGAGUUCCCCAGGACUUUUAACCACUCUUUCCCGCCACUUUCCCUUUCUCAGUUCGAUUUCUCCGACAGUUUGGUGUCACCUACCGGCCCAGUUUAUUCAGUCCAGUCGGAGCUCUCUUCAAACCAAGUGUCCCAAACACAACUUAAGAUUUCCAUUGAUAACAAUGCAAGCUUGAGGGAUGCGAUAACACUAGCAGCCACCGAUGAGACUCAUUGCAAUAUCAGUUUGUUGGACGAAUUCUUACAAGAAGCUUGCAGUGGUGGAAAUAACUCAAGGAGCGCUACUGAGCUUUUGGGUUCAUUUGAAGAGAAGCAUGUGUUGGACGGUUAUGGCCAGUGGUUGAAGUCUACAAGCUCCAUUGAUGGUCACCUUAAUUCCAUGCCUGAAGACUUUUCGAAGCUGUCCAAUUCCAUCCCUCCAUCGGAGCCGGUCUCCAAUUGGUAUAGUGACAGUGGAGAAGUCUCCAAUGCUCACUCUUCUGGCUUAACAGAUGCUAGUUUGGAAUUUGAAAUGCAGCAAAUGGCUUCAAUGUUCCCUGAUGUUGCCACAGCAGGCCAUGGCAUGGCCUCUAGCUCUUAGUGAUCCAAUACUCUUACAAAAAAUAUUCUAAUCAAUGUCAAUUGAUACUAAAAAAAAGAUGACUCAAACAAUGUGUAGCAGCUGCUGCCCUGGCUUGGAUAGCUAUAGGGGCUGGAGAACUUAGGGCUCGUUUGGUACACAGGACUGUCUUGGCAUGGACUAUGCUUACGGACUGUCUUGGCUUGGUUUUGUCUAAGUUGGAUAACACUUAUCCUGUGUUUGGUGUACGCUUGGACUAGGACUAGAUUUUUUUUUUUUUUUUCAAAACUAUCUAUGUAUAUGUAUAAAUACAUGUAUUAUGUAU